Penicillium coprophilum is the source of this 3402-nucleotide messenger RNA. RefSeq lists its product as uncharacterized. The coding region runs from base 1 to 3402 and encodes 1133 amino acids. Lineage: Eukaryota; Fungi; Ascomycota; Eurotiomycetes; Eurotiales; Aspergillaceae. The transcript is spliced from 6 exons. Gene Ontology annotation, molecular function: protein binding. The record is from RefSeq and is a predicted model, not a curated record.
AUGUUGACACGUGCGAACCAGGGAGGCAAUGCCGAGAAAGGGCAGGGCUACAUCGUGGCCUUGGACCAGGCACGGAGCCAGGGCAAAUGGGAUGAACUCCCAGAGUUGAUUCGAAAAGUGACCAAACAUGCACCGCAGAAGACUUGCCUGAUACAGACCGCAACUGCGGAAUCGCGUGUGGUUGCAUAUCUUCAACAAAAGUCUUCCAGCGACUCAUCUUCUUCAUCCCCGAGUCUCGCCGAGCUGAUUCCGGCCCUAUUAAUCACAAUUGGAAGCAAUGACGGAUCACCACAAGAAUUAUUGCAAGCGCAAGUCUGUCUGGGGUGGAUCCAUUGGGCUUUGAAAGAACCUGGACUCUCGGCAGCGCGUCUCCCUAAGGAUUUUACGGCAACUCUUGAUAACUUGGCCAGUGGGGGGAGGGAUGCUACAUCAAGGCCAGCGGCCGCACAAUCUACUGCUGCAGACAUCGAUGACGCAUUGGAGACAUUUUCGUCCCUAAUCCCGUGGCUAAGCGGCGGUAAAUUAACCUCAGUCACCACUCCGCAAUUCCUGAACUGGUCCGAGUCACUUCUAGGCAAUGGUGCCCUUUUGGCCAGUGGCGAAGUGACAAAAAAUGCACCCUAUUCGGAUCCCAGACAUGCAGAUAUUGCCUUGCGAUUAUUCAGGUUGUGGGCGGCUCAUCCUGCCGUGAAACAGGGGGUCUCUAACAACAACUUAUCGACUGCAGAUUCUUUUGGCCGAGCUCCCCGAGCAUCGGUAUGGGCUGCUUAUUACAAGCUUCUCACUGCGGUCCUGCAGGACGGAGUUACAUACACCGGACCCAAUGAUGGACCGGACCGCCCACAACUUGGUAGUGAAUUGCGCCGCGUAGAGACUGUCUACGAACGCAAUCUUCUUUCUGAAGUCAUGUUCCCUACGGCCAGCUCGCAGAACUCGCAAGUCGAGGAGUGGGUCGAGCAGGUGAUCAGUAACUGGGAGGUCUUGUGCGGACCCGAGUGGCAGGAUUCGGACCUUGGCGAAGGAGGCCAGAAUGCAGUCAGUCGUAAUGUAUUAGAGAUUCUGUACCGGGCAGCGACAAAGACCUACCACUCUCCUUUGGUACUUCGACGUCUCUUCCACGUUCAUUCUGCUUUGGCAGAUUUCGACCUCGCCGUGAAGGCGCUCGAUUCGUAUAUUGAAAUCGUCACUGAAGCUAAAGAAAGGGCAGAGAAGUCUGCUGCAUACGGUGAGCUGGAAAAAGAUGAAGUAUUACUGCAGACGCUCUCUGAAGGAGUCACAUUAUUGAGCUGUCUUGGCUCGUUGGAAGAGGCAGAGAAAGCCCGAGAUCUGACUGAAAUUAUGAGGGAGUAUAUCGACAAGCACAAUACGCCUACCACAGAUGGUCAGGUCAAUGGCAAUCCCACGAACUUGCCGAACAUCAUUCCCUCGGUGCUGGCAUCAUCCUACCGAGCCAUCGGUGUUGGACUUGCUUGCUGGGCAAGCUGGACUCCUGUGACUGAAUCACGCGAUGAAAUCAGAGCCGAUGCGAUCGAACACCUCGAAAAGAGUCUUGCUCCAGAAUUGGGAAGUAGCUCAAGCUAUUCUUCACUUUACACCCUAGGCCUUGUAUUGGCCGAAAACAGAGAUUUGGACACUGCAAUUGAGUAUGUCAAGUCAGCUCUGACACCAAGCAGUUCAUCUAAUGCAGUAUCUGAUGACCUUUCCAAAGAACGUGACUUGGUAUCUCUGUGGCAUCUGCUUGCACUGCUGCUAAGUGCAAAGCAGGAGUUCGAGAUUGCUGGGCGUUCAUGUGAGGCUGCAUUUGAGCAGUUUCCUCGAGAUUUAUUCUCGAGAGGUCAUCGCGAACGACAUUUAUCAAGGAAUGCGCAAACCCCCAACCAGCGUUCGAUUGUCAGCAGAUUGCAAGGCAGAGAAAAAGAACGCAUCGUCCAAACACGCAUCACGCAGCUUGCCUUCAUCGAGCUCCUGGAAGGGCCCGAAGCUGCUGUCAACCACAGCACACAACUAUUGAGUCUUUUUGGCGCUCUUUUCCAAGACCUGAACCUCGAGGCUGGGGGCACUAAAUCCGAUUCAGAUCAUCUAGUACCGCCAAAGAGCUCUGCUGGAACCACCAAAAGCUUCCGUGGAAGCAUUUUCGGCCGAAACAGAACUUCCCAGUUACCAGAUCGCCGUGCUGAUCAGAGCAAUGGUUCUGAUACCGCCAUCCCACCCACCCCAGCUAUCCCCAAUGGUCACAUGACGGAGCAGCCGUCAAUUCAGGUCACGGAUGAAGACCUUCAAACCCGCCAGGGAAGACCGCCAACGAUUGGGAGGGCAGACUCCAAGAAAUUGAAAAAGCGAAGUUCAAGCUCUCAUGGAAACGAGAGGCCGCGUGACGAAGAGCCACCGCUUCCUAAUGGAGGUGAGCAAUCCGCAGAAAUGGUCGGCAUUGCGUUUUCUGGCAGCACAUCAUCAGGGCAAACAACCACUGCCGAAGAUGGCACACAACAUGGACUACAAGCAACAAGCUCCCCCGCCGGGCAUGAGGAACAACCCCCUAAACAAGACAUCCGACUCCCAAUUGGCUACCGUUUCGAUUCUCCCACAAGUGCCGUCACGAAGUUUUCUCUAAUUCAAUCCCAGAAGCACGCCUUGGGUCUUCUCGUCAAAAUAUGGCUUGUUAUCGCUGGUCUUUAUCGUCGGGCCUCUCUUUUCGAUGAUGCCCGUGAAGCUUGCGAAGAAGCUUCGAAACAAGCUGCGCGAAUAGAAGCACUCGUGGCAUCACACGAAUCCUCAGCUCGAUCUUUUAGCAAGCGCGGCUGGGGUGCUUCCAAAAGCUCUGAGGAGCUCUGGGCUGAUAUCUACGCGGAACAGGGUCUCUUGUCUCAGGCUCGAUCUAACCCCCAUCAAGCCAUCAGACAUUUUGAGGAAGCGCUGCUGCACUUCCAGGACCACCCAGCAGCGACAAUUGGGCUUGCCAACCUUCUCCUGGACAUUUGGGAUCAGAAAUUAGACCCAGAGCCAUCGAACACCGACGUUGAUCUUGACGCCUCACGUCUAUCAUUGCUGUCGGAGACACCCAAGCCCAAAUCUGCGAAGGCCAUCUCAACCGAUGAUCUCAAGAUAUCAAGCGACACCGGGAAUGUGCGUCACGAAGAGCCUCAUCUAUCUGCACAAGAUGUUGAACCUAAGCAACUUCACCGUCUCGCAGCCCGCGAUCGCGCCUAUGGGCUUCUUUCGGCUUUGACAAAGCUUGGAAGCUCUUGGGACAACUCUGAGGCAUGGUAUGCGUUGUCGAGAGCUUAUGAAGCUGGUGAGCAGGUCGAGAAGCUGAAAGAAGUGCUUUGGUGGUGCAUUGAACUGGAGGAUCGACGCCCAAUUCGGCAUUGGUCCAAUAUCGGUUCCGGUGUCUAUGUCCUCUAA